AAAUAUUUUCAAAAUAAGUGAUCAGUAUUACAGUGCAUGUAACAGUGAUUCCGUCCGAAGGUUAUGACAAUAUGUUACAUUAAUAAGUCGCUAUAUUUGUUUUUGCGAUUUAAUAUUCAAACAAAUUUUGGCAAUGAGGAAAACAUCAAUUUUGACAGUUAUUGUAUUAUGGACUUUAAUUCGACCAACAGAUUUAGCAGCAUCAGUUAACAUCGACCCAAGAACGGUUAAUUUAAAUGAAAAUGAUGAUUCCGGAAUAUCUUUAGCGACCGUUUCAGCCACAUGUUACCCAUCAACUAAUGACUACAUAAAUGUCACUGGUGUACAAACUUUUAAUGGUACUACUACUCAACAUAACGUAACCUGUGAAGCCUGCAGGCUCUCUGUUGAUCGAGAAACUGACCUCUUCAGCUUCAACAUGUCGGACAACACAGUAUACAAGUCACCUUGUUCAGCAACAAGUUGUGGUGUCUGUCCAUCUUGCAUGGCUUGUUCCACUUCUAACGGAUGUCUUACUGGACCAGCAACAUACAAUAUUGUUGUUUAUUGUGAGACAACUUCCUAUGACAACAAUGACAAUGGAACGUCUACCCUGACUGUCAGUGUGGCUGAAGAAACACCAACAUUGACCAUUAGCCUUCCAGACUCGGUACCUGCAAAUAAUUUGAUGAGUGUUGGCACCGUGUUAACGCAAGCGAAUCAGUCAUCGACAAGUGGACCUGCCAUUGUGGAGUAUACGAAUUCAUUAGCAGUUUCAAACACAUACGAGCUCGAUACAGCCAAUAUGUUUAAACUGAACCCAACCAACGGAGAAGUUUAUGUGGCCACUGACCCCUCAGUAGAGUAUGAUAACACUUACAGCAUGGGAAUAUGCAUACACAGUCGCCGGCAAACGUCCUGUAAAAAUCUUACGAUAAAUUUUGACGGGUGUUUCCAGACCCCAAACUGUGACGAUCAGACAAACACCAGUUUCAGUGACCAGAUUGCAAUCGGAGCAACAUUGUUUACCAUGAACUAUACUAACCCUUCAGCUCAUUUCGCUGCAAACAGUUCCACAUGGCAGAAUUUGAAUUUUGUAAAAGUUUCUUCAACACUAGCAGAAGCUUCCAUAGAUUUAACAUCAGGUGUUAUAUCCACAACUGGGAAUGUAACAGUAUGGCCGGACUAUCCCUACUCGACUCAUACCUUUGUUGUAAGAGUUAGCAACCCGGGAUAUUCGUGCAGUUAUACCGCCACAUGCACUAUGACAAUGCAGUUUUCCUUUACAAACUGGCCUAUACGUUUCGAGAGUCUGCCGAACACAACCUAUAUUCACGAGGACACAGACGAUCGAACACUAGUACACAGUAUUAUUACGUACGAUCCCAACAACCCGGAUCAUGAUAAUGUCACGUGUAACGUGACAGCCAAUGACGACACAACUCUUCUUGAACUUACCCAUAACGGAAACUAUGACUAUGAUUCAUGGUUUAUUUACAAGAAAGAAUGCAAUGAGCCUAAUUGUGGGUGCAUUGAUGAGAAUUUCCUCUGUGAUAAGGAUAUCGGAUGCUUGAACUACAACUUAAAUAACACAUAUACAAUCACUAUACAAUGCAGUGACGCUUAUGGUUCAAGCGACGAGGAAACUUUCACUCUGCAAGUGACAGAAAAUCAACCGCCAUCUUUCACAAAUACACCAACUAACAUCACAUUAAAUACCGAUAAUGUAGCACAUUUAGAUAGCGUGUUUUCUAUCUAUUAUUCGGAUGCAGAAAGUGAAACAUUGGACUACAAUUUUACCAUUACACCGGACACACCGUCUUUGUUUAAGUUUGAUACUUGGGGCAACUAUUACGAUAAUCCGUGUAAUGUGACAGCCACUAGUUUCCAAUGGAACCAAACAAAUAACACAUUUGCUGUAUCUUUUUGUGGCCGAGAAAGAAGAAACAUGGUUUGCUCUAGUUUUAACAUUUAUAUCCGAGAUUAUUGUGGACCUACACCAGUAUGUAGCCAUAACUCAACAACAGUUACCGAUCAGUUUGCCAUAGGCGGCGAGCUAUUCCAAAUAGAUGUAACCGGAAGUGGAUACACGUCACUUACUUACAGCAUAACAUCCGAAUAUUCUAAUCUGUUUUCUGUGGAUCCGCUGACAGGCAUUGUAACAUCAGCAGCAGCCUUAGAAGCAAGGAGUCCUCCUGGCUCUACCAGUUACUCUAUGGUUGCGAAAGUUUACGACACCGCUGCUUGCGCUCAUGCAGCCUGUGCUCUCAGUGUUGAAGUCACAUAUACCAACUUUAAUAUAUCUAUCGACAACAUGGGAAGUGUUAAUGUUGAUAUUCAUGAGGACGAGCAAGCGUCUGUGACACUUGUCACCAUAGCAACAUCAGAUAACAACACUAAUGACGGGGUCACGUGCGAGGUAGACAAUGCCGCAUCAACACCAGCAAAUAACAGCAUAUUCUUCGCUGUGGAAACAAACACUCGUUCGAAUGUUUAUGAGUUAGUGAGCAAAGAGGGACCAGGAUUUGAUUAUGACGUAGCAGACACAUAUAUAGUAGUGGUUGUUUGUGAAGAUAAUUAUGGUUCUUCUGAUACAGCUACUGCUACGGUGAGCAUACUUGAGAACCAGGUACCAACAAUGGAUAACCUAAAUGCUGGAAAAGUCAUCAACGUAGAUCCGAUUACCGUAGGAGAUGGUGACGUCAUAUUUACUCUACAAACAUCAGACAAUGAGAAUGAUCCACUUGUGUAUUCGUGUAGUGUAACGAACAAUUUCGUCCCGCUACAGUGUUUGUCAGAUGGCGUUGUGUCACUAAGGAGGAAUGUUAGAAUUCCAGACGAAGAAGGGGAAAUGUACAAUGUGACAUUGUGUAUAGAAGAUAGUGCUCACAAUCAUACAGUCUGCGAAACCCUCAAUGUCAAUAUUUCAUCAUCCAAAACAAAUCCAGUACUGGACAACUUACCUAGUAGUGUAAGUUUUUAUGAGAAUACCACUAUUGGAGCCACGCUGUUUAAUGUGACUGUAGAAGAUCCGGACGUACUGGAUGUUUACACAUUCUCCAUGGUUGUGUAUCCAAAAACCUCCAGUUCAGCAUUCUCCCUUGAUGCAAAUACUGGAGUUCUAACUUUGCAAGAAUCACUUGACUAUGAGACGCUAAACCAUUACGAGUUUUUAUUCCGCGUUAGAGAUGCCUAUUUACCUGGUUUAGAGGAUAAAUAUCUCAGCCUGUCCGUGCUGGAUGUUAACGAAGCUCCUUCACUAACAUUGACUGAGACAACUUAUGCUACCAUAGAAGAAGAUGCUGGAUACACUGUGGCAACACUAAUUUUCACUUGCACCGAUGUUGACGUCGGACAAACUACGAGUUUAGCAAUAACGUCUGGAACAGACAUGAGCUACUUUUCACUUGACUCAUCUACAGGUGUCAUGACGUUCGCUCAAAAUUGGGAUUUCGAGAAUGGCGUUGUUCCUCCGCAGACGACUUCUUUAGAGAUAACAUGUGAUGAUGGGAACGGACUUAGUGAUGCAGGGACUAUUGUUGUCAACAUUGCAGCAGUGAAUGAAUUUUCACCCUCAUUAAGUACUACUGCAGAAGACAUUACUAUAUACAGUAAUCAGACACUUAUAGAUCCAUUGUUCACAGUCACAGCCACUGAUAACGAUUAUGGUGACGACGGUUUGUUCGACUUUUCAAUAAUUGGAGAAGGAAAGGGGUCGAAAUAUUUUACUAUUAGCAGCACAGGACAACUUUUUAUAUCCGACUACAUUGACUGGAAUUAUGAUUAUACAUUUGAAUUCACAAUAAAAGUAUCGGAUGGAGAAUCUAAUCCACGUGCGUCGCAUGUUAACGUCAUUGUACGGUACAUAACGUCGUUCGAACCAACAAUUCCAACAAAAGAAAGGGCGCGAUGCAUUUUAUGUACUAACAUUGGGAAAGCCGUGGUAUCUUCUCUGUGUGUUGAAGCAGUUAUAAUCCUAUUGUUGUUCAUUCAUAUGUGCUGUCGUAUGAAACCCUACCGAGUUUGCCAGCUUAAACCUAAACCAAAACUACGAAAUGCAAGUGAUAUAAAGAAAGCAAUUCAGGACAGGUCGGAUACCGAUGAUCCGUACAGGCCAGGAUCAGAAAUGCUGAACAGAGCUUUGCCAGAUGACAGACCUCCUUCUCCUUUCAUGUACAAUGUACCUCCUAGAUUGAGAGGUGAACCCCCUGCUGCCGCCGAAUAUAUUGAGCCGGGGCCUGCAAUCAGCCUAGCCCAUAUUUCCGGUCCCCCAAAACCUUCAAGUGUUGGAAUAAAAAGGAAACGUGUUACAAAUAUCAAACCGAAAGCAAAACAUAUUCCUUCACUUUUCCAAAAUAAAGCAUAUGCACCGACAAGAAUUGCUCUGCCUCGUUCUGUUGAUGAGACCUUUACCAAGGAACAACUGACACAGCCCGAUGUAUCGAACAAACGCGCGACAAUCAGCCCUCUGUUUGGUAGAUCCAAUGGUUCUAAACUGUACAGUGAGAAUCAAAGGCAUCUACCGGACAUUGAAGAACCUGAUAUUGCCUUAGACUUCUAAGAUAUUUCUUCUUUCUACUCUCGAACAUCCACCGGACAUUGAAGAACUUGAUAUUGCCUUAGACUUCUAAGAUGUUUUUGUUUACUCUUAACUGUUUUGAGAAAAGUUUCUUGCAAGUCUUUGCUUUGCUUUCAUCUUUUAUACUCGUGUUAAGAAUAUAUCAAUGAAUGUGAAAACGUAGAAUCGUUGAAAGGAAUGGACCCGUAUUAGCAAUCGGCAGUUUCCGUGCCAUUCCGUAGUGUCGUCUGUUCAUUCGGCAUUCUUCGACCAUACAUGUAGCUUUUACGAGCAAUGAAUUCGGUAACAACCGUAAAAUGCCGAAAUCAUAUACGGAGAAAACGUAACCUCACGGAAAUUACCGAUUGUCAUUACUUUGUAUAAGACUGAACACUUGUCACUGGAACAGUUUUGGCUGAAUUUAACAUUUUUAGCAUGACUAUGCGAAGAAUAAGUAGACCUAUCCUACUCACUACGGCAUCGGCGUUGGCGUCGGCGUCGGUGCCGGUGUCGGCGUCGGCUUCACACCUUGGUUAAGUUUUUCGUACCAGUCCAAAUUUUGACAAAGUCUUUUGAAAUGAAGCUUUGAAACUUUCAACAGUUGUUAACCAUCACCAUGUCCAUAUUUAGGCAAGAGUACAUAACUCCAUCUUAGAUUCUGGCUGAAUUAUGGCCCUGUUUUUGGACUUAGAAAAUGGGUACAUUUUUCGUACAAGUCCAUGUUUUGUCAAAACUAUUCGACAUGUGGUUUUGAAACUUUAAACACCUGUUUAUCAUUGUGGUUUCCAACUGUAGGCAAGAGGACCUAACCCUGUUAACUAUUUUGAUUGAAUUAUGGCCCUUUUUGACUUCGAAUUUGGUUCAGUUUUUGUUCAAGUCCAUGUUUUAUCAAAAUUAUUUGACAUGUGGCUUUAAAACUUUGAUCAAUUGCGUAUAAUCAUCAUUUCCAUCUGUAGGCAAGAGUUUAUAACUUUGUCAACCAUUUUGGCUGAAUUAUGACCCUUUUUGGACUUGGAAUUCAGUUAAAGUUUUCAUACAAGUCCAUUUUUAGCCUAACCUGUUCGUCAUAUGACUUUGAAACAUUGACCACUUGUUUACCAUCAUAGUCUACAUAUGUAGGCAAGACUACAUAACUAGUACAAUGACUUUAGAAAUUAGUUCAGUUUCGCAUACCGUUCCAUAUUUUGUCUAAACUGUUACACUUUCUUACCAUCAUGGUCACACAUUGCCGCCAUGUAGUGCCAGACUUAUCAAAAUCCACAAGUACAGGUAAAUUGUACGUCUUAUCUAUUUAUUUUUCGUCUGAAAAUCUCUGGUAAUAUUUUGACCCCAUUCUUCCAUCAAUUUUUCGAAUAGUCGAGCGCGCUGUCAACAGACAGCUCUUGGUUUAGAUUAUUCUGUAGAGAGAGAAUUAUGUUAUAGUUUGAUUUUGACGUUUGUGAGUUUAAUUCAUAGCCUCGUCUGCCGAUAAGGAAAUGAGCAUGAUUUACCGUGCCUUCUUAAGGUAAGAACCACUAUCGUGAUAAAUAAUACUUCCUAAAUAAUGAACCGUUCCAUUAUUAAAAGUAAAAAAAACCCAAAAAACAUCAAUGACCUCAAAAUCAAACUAUUUGUUUUAUAUUGUGUUUUAUUUUCAUUUUUCAUUUUCUCUGUAUUGUCGUGUUAAUUAUAUAAAAACUUUUGUUUUAGUUGAGUGUGGUUUAGGUGGUCAAAUGGCUGGUCUGUUUGAAAAAUUACAAUGUUUUGAAAUACUGUAGACAAAUUUCUUGAAAAUCAUACAUUUUCGCGAGGGAUACACUUUUUAUUAUUCGCAAGUUAGCUCAUCAAAUUAAGUAUCAUCCGGAAAUUGUAGGUUUGAUUAUAAACCAUUUCCGUGCCAUGCAUGUGUUAUUAAUGAGCUGUUUUUCAGUGUCUUAAAUGUACACGCACACUACUGACAUUCCGGGUGAAAUAUACUGGCAGCAGCCGCUAAAAGUCCAGCGAUGGAAAUCUACUGAAAGUGCAUUCUGGGCCCAUUUAGCUAAUACAGACAGGUAUAGACUGAAUCCGUGAGCCAAUAUUCGAAUCAUAUUGCUAAAAAUUUAUUAUGUUUAGAUAAAAGCUUAUCGGAGUUUUGUAACUUAGAAAUUCCGUCCUAUAUGUAAAGGUUUAUCGUCAGAUAUAUAAUGGACAAAUUAUAGUUAACUGGACAGUGCUAGAUGUUCAAAACAAACUCAGAACAUAUCGUUCUUUUGGCUUGGCAACCUUAGAAGAUCGUAAAUGCCUUUUUAUGAUUAAAUAAAAAUUAAUGUCAUUUUUUACUAGAAUAAGUAAUAUUAUAUAAAUAUUGCAUUCCUGAGAGGGUGAUAUGAAAAAUGUUCACCACGAGAUAUAUGAAUAUCGACCGAGGCGUCAGCCGAGGUCUAUAUUCAUAUUUCGAGGGGUGAACAUUUUUUAUAUCACUCUCUCCGGAAUGCAAUAUUUAUUUUAUUAUACAGAAAUGAAAUUAAAGGUCAAACAUUUACUGUAAAAUCAACAUAAUGAUUUAAAUGAUUUACCUAACGUUAAAAAUGAAUUACCAAAUAAUGGAGAUUGAGUUAAGGAGUGCUUACUUGUUAGCACUCGGGUGGCAACUCUUCUGUGUAAUAAGACAUUUUUGAUAGAUUUAUUCGAGACGUUUGCAUAUCGCUGAAUCCUAUGUUUAUGCGCAUAAUCAUUUCAAAAUCGCUAGCAGUAACAUUCGAAAAACGGCGAUGACUAUAUUAUUUCUAAACGAAACAUAUAUGUGUGAGACUUAUUUUCUUAGUUAGAUCAUUUCCAAUCUCAUGGAAAUAGUUUCGAUUCAGUAUUUGAUAAAAAGUUGUUUUCGAAAUUUUUGGCACGUAGAACAAAUCAUUAAUAAAAGAAAAAUCGGCCGGGUUCACAAGUGAAAGAAAUUUAAUCCUAAAUUAUAAAAGCAUAUCUUCUGAAAAGUUAACGUCUCAGUCUUUUACUCAGUGCAAAAGUAUCAAUCACUCAACGGGAGAUAUGAAAAAUUAAUAUCACAUGCGCAGAAAAACAAAAUAGCGCUUUUGCGCAGGUGAUAUGAAAUUGUGUAUCAUAUUACAUGCGCGGAAACAGGAAAUAACGAUUUUGCGCAUGAGAUAUAAAAUUACUGGGGAAUAUGAUAUAUUAUUCAAGUUAAACUAAUGGGAAAUUUGCAUUGGAUAUUUAUGUGAGGUAUAAUAAAUGAGUGAUAUCAGAUGGAUAAAUUCUUUUUUAGAAACCUUGGUGUUGUGAAAUAGAUUUUAAGUGCAUGUAAGGAUGUCAAAAUGGAAUAAUUUCUGCCAAAACCUGUGUUUACAUACCACAAAGCGAUAUUAGCCUGUGUAAAUAAUGUGUUUAUAAUACACUCUGCUUAGUUUUGAUACUGCACGAGAAACAGUUGCUAAUUAUUUCAUUCUCGGUCUAAUCGAGGCUGAUAACUGAUCUUUUAAAAAAUAUUUUAAAUGCAGGUUUAUGUCCAUUUACUAAUUUUGAUAUUUUCAAAACUUAAGUUUUAGUUAGCUUCAAACUUUGUUAUUAGCAAUUGUUUCUCUCGGUAUUCACAUAUGAAUACUACUCAUUAACUUUAUUUGUUUUUGACUGUGUUUUGAUACUGUAUACUGUGAUAUGUCUAUUAUAAUUCUAUCACUGAAUGGUUGUGGGCUUUGCAUGACUAUAUUGAUAAUAACUUUUCAUGUUUUUUUUUGCAUAGAUGAGAUUAUAUUUAUAUAACAGAAAUGAAAAUUAAAAGAAAUGCUUUUUUUGGUAUUACAAAGUUUACAAAUAUGAAAUUACGACUGGAAAAUCCAUUUUUUAUGUAAAUGACGUCAUUAUUCAACACCUCGUUGCCUGAAGACGACGUCAUUAUUAUAAUUUUUUGACGAUCCAUGUUCAUGAUAAAAUUUGUUUGGAUCUUUAGGUCAUUUAUUUUACACUAGUAGACUAUGUAAUACUAUGUACAUGUAAUACUAUAAAAUCAGUUAGUACCCGCCCGAUUAGCUCAGUAGGUAAGAGUGUUGGUCUACGGAUCCCGGGGCCGUGAGUUCGAUCCUAUGUUCUCCGUGACGUUUUGAUAAACGACAUUGUGUCUAAAAUCAUUAGUCCACCACCUCUGAUUCAUGUGGGGAAGUUGGCAGUUACUUGCGGAGAACAGGUCUGUAUUGGUACAGAAUUCAGGAACACUGGUAAGGUUAACUGCUUGCCGUUACAUGACUGAAAUACUGUAGAAAAACGGCGUUAAACCCAAAACAAACAAACAAACAAAAUAAAAUCAGUUUCUUCGAAUGUUUAUAAAAAAAGUGCAUAUUUUCUGACCUGGCGGAGAUAUUUUAGUACAGCUGUAGCAUUAAAAUCAAUAGGUAACUUGGUGCAUAUCGGAUUUAUUCGUACGGAAUGAAACCAAAUCUUAAUACUUUCUAGGUAGAAACAAUUCUUAUUUCAUGUGUGACGUCGUGCCAUUACAUGAUUUUAGUAUUUCAGAAGUGUUAUAAAGCUUCGACGUUGACGUCGUUUUGCGUUUUUCGAAAUGACUCGGCGUUUGGUGUUGCAGGAAAAACAUAUAAGAGAUAAAAAGAAUACUAGUAUUAUAUUUGUACAUUUCCACAUUGAAUUGUUACACUCUUUGAAUAAAUUUGAUAAAAUGCUCGGCAGAGCCUGGUUUAAUAAAUUCAAUAUGAAAAGACACUCGUGUAAUAUUCUCUGGGUAUCUCUUAUACUGUUUGUGAUGAAGCAUAAAAUACUGGGAUUUUAAGAUAUAAGUUAUGUUUACAUUGUUGAUAUAUAUUUCCUGUUUGAUGUUAACAUGACAGUUUUUAUGUAAACGACUUAAAACAGUGUGCAUUGUUGACAUGGUCUAAUGUUUUAAUCACAUUGGCUAUUUGUACGUGUUUUUUAUCAUACAAAUAUAUUAUAGAAACAGUUUAAAUUACAUAGCUUUCUUUGAUGUGUUUAAAUAAGUUUUUGAUUAUAUUAAGUAUAUGUAGCCAAGGACCCAGUUGGAAAUAAGCUGUCUAGCUUUCAUGGGCUAUCCUAGGUUACUACACACUGCUAUAAUAUAUACAUGUUGCUUCCAAUUUGGACUCUUUUGCUAAGUCAGUCUUAUUCUAACUACCAUUUGUUUUUAUCAUAUAAAAGUGCAUGUAGUACUACUUAACCAGUUUCAGCACGGCUUCAGGUCAGGUCACAGUUGUGAGACUCAGCUGAUUAAUUUCACCCACUCAGGAAAUUUAUAAAAACACUGAACAGGGUCAACAAACAGAUAUUGUUUUCCAAGGCGUUUAAUAAGGUCGAUCAUAUUAGGUUAGGUUAUAAGCUAAAACGCCUUAGUGUCAACCCACAAACCACCAAAUUGCCAGGCACCUCAUGUACGACUACAGUUACAUCAGAAGCGUUACCCAAAUGUUGAACAUCUUAGAAUGGAAUACACUCCAAUACAGAAGGUCAUACAACUCAUUAGUAAUGUUUUACAAACAAGAGCUGUCUGUUGACAGCGUGCUCGACUAUUCGAAGCAUUGACAGAAGUGUAGGGUCAAAAUAUUACCUGGGAUUUUCAGAUAAAAGAAAAGGAACAGAUAAGACAAACAAUGUACCUGCAUUUGUGGAAUUGGAUAAGUCUUGCACUAUAUGGCAAUGUGUGACCAUGUUGGUAAGCAAGUGUUUAAAGUUUCAAAGCCAUAUAUCAAACAGUUAACAGACAAAAUAUCGAAUGGUAUGCAAAACCUAACUAAUUUGCAUGUCCAGAUAAGGACCAUAACUGAGCUAAAGUCCCUGUCCUAGGUAAGUAGACUAUAAAGGUAAACAAGUGGUCAAAGUUUCAAAGCCAUAUGACAAACAGGUUAGGUAAAAUACAGACUGGUACGAAAUCCUGACUGAUUUUCAAGUCCAAAAAGGGCCAUAACUCAGCCAAAAUAGUUGACAGAGUUAUGUACUCUUGCCUACAGAUUGGAAUCAUGAUGAAAAGCAAGUGUUUAAAGUUUCAAAGCCACAUGUCAAGUAGCUAUGACAAAACGUUGACUUGUAUGAAACUGAACCAAUUUCCAAGUCCAUAAAGGGCCAUAAUUCAGCCAAAAUAAUUGACAGAGUUAUGUACUCUUGCCUACAAAUGGAAAUCAUGAUGAUAAACAAGUGUACAAAGUUUCAAAGCCACAUGUCAAAUAGCUUUGACAAAACGUUGACUUGUAUGAAACUGAAUCAAUUUCCAAGUCCAUAAAGGGCCAUAAUUCAGCCAAAAUAGUUGACAGAGUUAUGUACUCUUGCCUACAGAUGGAAAUCAUGAUGAUAAACAAGUGUUCAAAGUUUCAAAGCCAUAUGUCAAAUAGGUUUGACAAAACAUGGAUUUGUACGAAAACUGAACCAAUUUCCAAGUCCAAAAAGGGCCAUAACUCAGCCAAAAUAGUUGACAAAGUUAUGUACUCUUGCUUAUAGAUGGAAAUCAUGAUGAUAAACAAGUGUUCAAAGUGUCAAAGCCAUAUGUCAAACAAUUUUGACAAAAUAUGGACUUGUUCGGAAACUGAACCAAUUUCCGAAUCAAAAAAGGGCCAUAAUUCAGCCAAAAUAGUUGACAGAGUUAUGUUAUCUUGCCAACAAAUAUAUAUCAUGAUGAUAAACAGUUGUUCAAACUUUCAAAGCCACAUGUCAAAUAGUUUUGACAAAACAUGGACAUGUACAAAAAUUGUACAAAUGUAUGAAACUGAACCAAUUUCCAAGUCCAAAAAGGGCCAUAAUUCAGCCAAAAUAGUUGACAGAGUUAUGUACUCUUGCCUACAGAUAGAGACAAUUAUAUUAAACAAGUGAUAAAAGGUUCAAAGCCAUAUGCCAAACACUUUACACAAAAUGUGAACUGGUACGAAAAACUUAACCAAGAUUUCUAAGUUAAAAGGGGUCGUAACUCAGUUUCAGAAAGUUUCAAAGCUUUAUCUCAAAAGACUUUGUCAAAAAGUGGACUGGUACGAAAAACUUAACCAAGGUGUGACGCCGACGCCGUGGUGAGUAGGAUAGCUCUAUUUAUUCUUCGAAUAGUCGAGCUAAAAAUGAGCCCAGACAGUUGCAGUCUCAUCUUAUACCAGUUAGAAACCUAAAUUAUUUAAUCCCAAUGUUUCACACUCAGAACUUUUCUAACUCCUGCUUCCCAAGGACCAUCCGACUCUGGAACUCCUUACCAGCCUAAGUCAAAUCUAGCCCCAGUCUCAGUAUUUUUAGAGAGAGGCUGGCGGUGGUCAAUAUUUGAUUGUAUUGCAUUUCUGUCAUAUUUUAAUUUUAGCUGUCUUUUUAGCUUUUAUUCUCUUAAUAUUCGUAACAUAUCAUUUCUUUAAUAACUCUCUGACAGCGACGCCCAGUGAUAGCCGGAAAUCGACGGUUGGGUGAAAGGUGUAGAUGUGGAUGUAUUAACAGGCCUAGCUGUGAUAUAAAUCACACUGUGAUCGUAGUCAACUACCUAGUGUGUGUGAUAUAUAAAUCACACUGUGAUCGUAGUCAACUACCUAGUGUGUGUGAUAUAAAUCACACUCUGAUCGUAGUCAACUACCUAGUGUGUGUGAUAUAAAUCACACUGUGGUCGUAGUCAACUACCUAGUGUGUGUGAUAUAAAUCACACUGUGGUCGUAGUCAACUACCUAGUAGCUGUGAUAUAAAUCACACUGUGAUCGUAGUCAACUACCAAGUGUGUGUGAUAUAUAAAUCACACUGUGAUCGUAGUCAACUACCUAGUGUGUGUGAUAUAUAAAUCACACUGUGAUCGUAGUCAACUACCUAGUGUGUGUGAUAUAUAAAUCACACUGUGAUCGUAGUCAACUACCUAGUGUGUGUGAUAUAAAUUACACUGUGAUCGUAGUCAACUACCUAGUGUGUGUGAUAUAAAUCACACUAUGAUCGUAGUCAACUACCUAGUAGCUGUGAUAUAAAUCACACUGUGAUCGUAGUCAACUACCUAGUGUGUGUGAUAUAAAUCACACUGUGAUCGUAGUCAACUACCUAGUGUGUGUGAUAUAAAUCACACUGUGAUCGUAGUCAACUAGCUAGUAGCUAUGAUAUAAAUCACACUGUGAUCGUAGUCAACUACCUAGUGUGUGUGAUAUAUAUCACACUGUGAUCGUAGUCAACUACCUAGUGUGUGUGAUAUAUAUCACACUGUGAUCGUAGUCAACUACCUAGUGUGUGUGAUAUAUAAAUCACACUGUGAUCGUAGUCAACUAGCUAGUAGCUGUGAUAUAAAUCACACUGUGAUCGUAGUCAACUAGCUAGUGUGUGUCCUAUUUAUGUGACACUACACAUUUUAGUUACCCAACUACUGGAAAUUUUAGCUUUGAGAUUUGUCUGUGUAAAUUGUUUUUAAGACUUGAUAAAUGUCAUUUGUAACUUGUAUAUGUAUUUGUGUGUUUUAACCUGAAUAAACAUCUAGUUAUCUAAUAAAUGUUGUCUAUCUG
Mercenaria mercenaria is the source of this 12960-nucleotide messenger RNA. RefSeq names its product protocadherin-like protein. NCBI's taxonomy places the organism in Eukaryota, Metazoa, Mollusca, Bivalvia, Venerida, Veneridae. Gene Ontology annotation, molecular function: calcium ion binding. Gene Ontology annotation, cellular component: membrane. The record is from RefSeq and is a predicted model, not a curated record. Gene Ontology annotation, biological process: homophilic cell-cell adhesion. The transcript has 23 exons. Bases 134 to 4540 code for a protein of 1468 amino acids.